AGCUCCAGCAGUAGCCCAUUUCAGAAAAGCGCACAGAUAGAUCCUUCCCAAUAUUCCCAAUAUUCCUUCUCUAUUCCGAUUUUGUGCGUUCCAGGCGUAAACCCUACCUCUUCACUCAGGUUAUCAGAUGGACACACAGGAAAUGGUGGAGAAACCAUCUGAAACCAUUCCUGCUAAUGCAUCUCAAAAGAAGCAAGAAACACGUGAUGAAAUGCUAUCUAGGCACAGAAAGGAGAUAGCAGAACUGCAGAACAAAGAAAUUGAACUGAAAAAGGCUGCAGCAAAAGGUAGCAAGGCUGAACAGAAAGCUAAGAAGAAGCAGGUUGAAGUGCAGAUCUCUCAGCUUUCUACUAAGUUAAAAGAAAAACAUACUGAAGAACUUGCUUCAUUAGGCUAUAGCAGCAGCAGUAGUAAUGGAAAUGAGAAAAGCAAUCUUGACAAUUUGGUUAAGGCCAUAGCUGGUGUUUCUGUUACAAACCAACCAGACCAUUCCAAGGUUAGCAAGGGUGCAAAGAGGAGGGGAAAAAGAGCUCAACAAGAGGCAGAAAGGGAGCAAAGGAUCCAAGAAGAGCAGAACAACCUUGUAAGUGAUCGAAUGAUUGAAAAUGAGAAAUUGAAAGGAAAGCUUGAACCUCUUGGCUUGAGUGUCAAUGAAAUAAAGCCAGAUGGGCAUUGCCUGUACAGGGCUGUUGAAGAUCAGCUAGCAGUCCUUUCUGGCGGUUCUUCUCCCUAUACAUACCAAGACCUCCGUAAAAUGGUGGCUUCUUAUAUGAGAGAACAUGCAUCAGACUUUGUUCCCUUUUUCCUGUCAGAAAAUGUUACAGAAGGAGAGUCCGACAAUUCACUAGCAGACAGAUUUGAGAAUUACUGUAAAGACGUGGAGUCUACAUCGGCAUGGGGUGGGCAACUCGAGCUGGGGGCUUUAACUCACUGUCUGAGGAGACAUAUCCUGAUAUAUUCAGGGUCCUUCCCGGAUGUGGAUAUGGGGAAAGAGUACAAAUCUAAUGGUGGGAGUGAUUCAUCCAGCGGAAGUAUUUUGUUGUCAUACCAUAAACAUGCAUAUGGGCUUGGGGAGCAUUAUAAUUCUGUGGUGCCAACUUGAUCAGGUAGGCACCACUAUAUCAUCUUCGAACUGUUACCUUUUGCAAUGCAGGUUUACUUUUCUCUAUGGUCGUGACUUGUGAGAGAACAGAUAAUUUGGAGCUUUAACUCAAAAGCUGAAUUUGAAUAGUUUGUAUUGGCAUUUACACAAAAUUUUUCUCCGAAUACACAUGAAUAGUUUAAUAAAAAAAAUGUGUGUUAUUAAGAUUAUGUUUGAAAUUUAUAUUUAUAUUUUUUAAUAAAUAAAUUUAUAUUUUUAUA
Messenger RNA from Manihot esculenta (cassava), 1362 nucleotides. Its product is annotated as OVARIAN TUMOR DOMAIN-containing deubiquitinating enzyme 5. The record is from RefSeq and is a predicted model, not a curated record. Bases 128 to 1102 code for a protein of 324 amino acids. Gene Ontology annotation, biological process: protein deubiquitination. NCBI's taxonomy places the organism in Eukaryota, Viridiplantae, Streptophyta, Magnoliopsida, Malpighiales, Euphorbiaceae. Gene Ontology annotation, molecular function: cysteine-type deubiquitinase activity. The transcript has 3 exons.